GGGUAGCGGAAGACGUGGGUCAUGGGAUGACUUACAAGAUAUUGACGGAGUCAGGCAAGGUCAUAUGCAGGGCGGUGGCCAGGACGGCAAGGAAGGGAGCUGAACUCAGCAACUGGAAGGCCGAUGGACUAGCCCCGAAACUGGCCCCCAAGCCAAAGCCAAUCUCAGGACAGAAGGCCUCCACAAGCGAAGCUGACCUUGUAGUCGGGGCCGCUCCGGAGACUGAAGUGAUUGAGAAAGGCAUCGAGAUAGAGGAGACGGAGGAGAAUGGGGAGUUUCACAACUCCAUACGCAAGGAUAUCCUAUCCAACCUUGAACACAAGGAUGUCCUAGACGGUGGCAACCUGCCAGUCAUUGACAUCACCAACCUUCUUAACAGGACCUUUAUCACCCACCCCAACGAGGAAGGCGAGCAGCAUAGAGCCAAGAUUGUGUCUGCCGAGGCCACAGGAGAAACCAACGCAGACGGAUCAGCAGCUGUAUACAGGUUCAAGUGCAAACAUGGGGACGAAUACUUUGAGGAAGUUUUGGCAUACUCAAAGAUGCUGGAAUGGUGUGAAAGGGACCUGGACAAAGAUGACAUGUACCGGAUCGAGGCUGUCAUCUGA
This is a messenger RNA of Seminavis robusta, 608 nucleotides long. The record is from the annotation of a GenBank genome assembly. NCBI's taxonomy places the organism in Eukaryota, Bacillariophyta, Bacillariophyceae, Naviculales, Naviculaceae.